Penicillium alfredii is the source of this 1500-nucleotide messenger RNA. RefSeq lists its product as uncharacterized. The record is from RefSeq and is a predicted model, not a curated record. The transcript has 2 exons. NCBI's taxonomy places the organism in Eukaryota, Fungi, Ascomycota, Eurotiomycetes, Eurotiales, Aspergillaceae. Bases 1 to 1500 code for a protein of 499 amino acids.
AUGCCGUAUAACACUCGUCGCAAGUCGCUAUCCCUUCCGUCCUUGGGUAUUCACCUGCCUAAUUCCUCGCGCCGCUCUCCGUCCAUCUCCAAAGGCUCGCACGCGACUGAUGACCUACCGCCCUCGAAGAAAGCUAAGAGGUCGCAUGACUCCAUCUCACUAUCGCCCGAGCCCAGUCAUCGCAAGGAUGCCAUCACAGUGCGCGCCGGCCGCUUCCAGCACACGCCGCCUCCGUCGCCCUUGGAUGCCGGGAUUGCGCCCAAGAUCGACACCGAGGGUAUCAAUGAUGACAUCGUCGUCGCAGUGAUUGAUCAGCUGGAGAAGACGGGGAAUCGCCCGCAUCUAGUAAAAGAACUGGCAGCGGUUCUGGUCGCGCUGAAUGCGAAUGUUGCCAAUUCCGUAAAUCCAGCUGCGCUCCUCUCGUCGCGUUUGGCUGCUUAUAUGAAACGCUCAUGGACAGCCCUGGCGCCUUGUCCCAUCGCCAAGGAACUCAUCCCGAUCCACCCGCGCAAGGUUUAUUACUACCUGACGACUUUCCCCAGUCAGCCUAUCCCUGAGAGCUCCGACGAGCUGGUGUCUAGUGUCGAUGGCAAGCACAUCACACCCAGUGUGUCUAGCGUAGACCAGGAUGAGGAGGAUGCGAUGGCACGGGAACGCGCUCGUCUCAGCCCCAGCCCGGAAGUGGAUCUCUCUUCUCCUGAUUUUGAGGAAGGGGAGGACGUGGAUCUCGACAGUCCCACGGGAUCCCGGGACUCUCCGGACCAGUUCCCUGAUCCCAUUAACCACUCUCGCCUCAUGCACUCGAACCGCGCGGUUUCUCCGCCCCUGGAGGGUGAUGAGAAGGAGUUCACACAGACGGCCAGCGCCGUUCGGGAACGUGCGUCGGAAGAGAAAGCUAGCCGGAUGGACCAGUCGGACCGGAGCCGAUCGGUUCUGUCGGAAGGCCUCAGCUCGAUGGAAGAUCCCGAGAGCACCUCGGAAUCCCCCGUCUCCGGAGGAUCGCUGUCUCCCUCCCUGCACGGUGAUCGUAUGUCCGAGGAAGAGUAUAGCGACUACUUCUCUCACAUGACCACUGCGGACCCGAUGCCCCAGGACGUUGAUGAGGCCGCCGCUACAGCUCUAUUUGGCACUUCGCCUUCGCCUUCGCUCACCUCGGUUGCAUCGUCGUUGUCGUCUGGCACGAGCGCCGUCACCGAUGUUGGCGUGGAGGGACAGGAGCGUGCGGCUGGCCCCCCAGCUGCGCCGCAGAUUAGCCUGCCCGAGGAUCCGGAUAUUGCGCCUGUCUCCACUCUGAAGCGAUCUCUUGACAUGCUGAACAGCGGCCUCCCUGACGUCGACUUGAAAAUGUCUGAUCUCACUGAGUCGCACGAGAAGCUCAGCCUGGCCCCUCGUCCCGUCUCCGCAAUUGGCUUUGAACCCAUUCUGGAUUCGUGGAGGGAGCUACAAAAUCCGGAGAUGGUGGAAGUGGAUGAGCUCGACGAGAUGUUUGGUGAAAUCUAA